GGUGAUUAAACAGCAGGGACACUAUUGCACCAGAGUGUGGGCGUGGGAGAGCUCGCUCUGCCCGCCGGAGCUGCUAGAAUAACCGGCGGCGUGUCAGUAUCAGAGUGGGUGUGGGUAUUUUGCACACGCUUGUUUUUGUUUAUCCCUGUCCUCUCGGCCCCGUCACGUGCUCUGUGUGUUGCAUUGUGUUUUCCGUGGGAGGGGGGGAGCUGCCUGUGUCCGUGAUCAAUGUUGUGACUUCCUCCUUGCGCUGUAGCAGCAUUGGAAACACAGCUGAAGGAAGCCGAUUGCUGCUAGUUUCAAAUUGGCUGGGAAGGAACAAUACACACAAACACACACACUGGAUUCCGUGUCUCUUCUCUUUGAGAGGGGGGGAAGAUGAGCUCGGGGGACGUUGUUUGCACUGGAUGGCUCAUUAAAUCACCCCCCGAGAAGAAACUGAAGAGAUAUGCAUGGCGGAAGCGCUGGUUUGUGCUCCGCAGGGGCCGCAUGAGUGGGAACCCAGACGUUCUGGAGUACUACAGAAACAACCAUUCAAAGAAACCCAUUCGGAUCAUAGACCUUAGCGAAUGUGAAGUGCUGAAGCAUUCAGGGUCCAACUUCAUCAAAAAAGAAUUCCAGAAUAACUUUGUCUUCAUUGUGAAAACCACCUACCGCUCCUUUUACUUGGUGGCGAAAACGGAGGAGGAAAUGCAGAUAUGGGUGCACAACAUCAGCCAGAUCUGCAACUUCGGACACUUGGAAGAUGGCACAGAUUCUGUGGAGAGCCUGUCUCACACCACCUCGUCCCUCCAGCCCUCGCCAGCAGUCUCCACCCAUACCUCACGGAUCACAGACCCCUCCUCCUCUGUAGGCAGUGCCACCACAGACGCCUCUGCUUCCGAAGAGACCAGGAGUGAGUCGGAGUCAGUCUUCCUCCCCGAUUACCUCUUCCUAUCAAACUGCGAGACGGGCAAGUUCAAUCAUAUCAGAUGUGACAGCUGGUCGAAUUCUGACAGAUCCCUGGAGCAGACCUCAUCAGAUGAUGUUUUUGUUGAUGCCUUGCAGUCUCAACCCUCCCUUCACGUACAGUCAUCCGGCAACGGCAUCGUGCACCAGGAUGGGGGCCAGCCAGCGAAUCAUGGGAUUAUACCCAGAAGCAUAGACGUUAGCGGGCCAUUCAGUGAUGUCUCCUCCUCCUCUCCACUCUUAGGGCCUCCUUUAACACCAACCUUUCAGAUUGAUAAAAGCCAAACCGCAUUGCCCUAUGGCGUAACCGAACUGGAUAUUUUGUCUAACACGCCACCACCCCGGCCACCCAAACCAACCCAUUUCUCAGACUGGAGCGGGGAGGAGCUAUCCAACGGGGCUCUUCAGAAUGGACAUGGUGGGAUCUGCGGGACUCAGAUUGCCUUGGUGCCGAGAAGAAUCUCCUUGUCCAGUUUGGAUAACGUGCGGCACUGGAAAGCCAACAUGGAAGGAAGCUCUCUCAGAAGUCGAGAUAAGAGGCUUAGUUUGAAUUUGCCGUGUCGAUUCACCCCGCUCUACUCUUCAGCAUCGGACAAUACGGAGGACAGCUAUGUACCCAUGCACCCCAGCACCUCUCCACCCAUCCCAGGACCAGAUUGCUCACCCGAUGGCUACACUCCCAUGAGCCCAAGCUCAGCGACCUUUACCUUUCCUGUAGUCACCAAUGACAAACUCUCCAGCCCACUGCCGGAACUUCCCACAGACCUGGAACCACCUCCAGUGAAUCGAGAUCUCAAGCCCCGUAGGAAAUCACGACCCCCUCCGCUGGAUCUGAGAAACCUCUCCACAAUCCGGGAACACGCUACCUUGACCAGGAUGUGGACUGUGCCUUACAAUCGAACAAGCUUUAUCUCUCCAGAUAGAGACGGUAUUAAUUCAGCAAGAAUAUUUGCCAAUUCAGUUUCCGGAGAAGAGGAAGAAAGUUACAUUCAAAUGGAGCACAGCCAGGCAACAUCUCCGUGCAGUGGUGCUUUCCCAUGGUCAAGGAAGUCCAACCUUGAUUACUUAGCAUUGGAUUUUAAUUCCGCUUCCCCAUCCCCUGUACAGAAGAAACCUUUUCUCUCGGAAGAGCAGAGAGUAGACUAUGUCCAGGUUGAUGAACAGAAGACUCAAGCCCUACAGAACACUAAACAGGAAUGGACAGAUGUGAGGCAAUCUAAAGUUUAAAGGAGGAAGGUUUGGGGUUUGGUUUUUUGCACUGGAACAACAUUGUUAACCAAACAGCUGUAACAGCAGAGUUCAAAGGCAGACAGAGUGUAAGAUCCUGGUGGUCUCUAGAGGAAUGACAUUUUUAAGGAAAAACCUUCAAGUUCAGCUGGAAAUACUGUGUUGACUGAGUGGUUUAUAGGAUUAUUAAAGUAACACGUUAAUCUUCUUUGCCACCCCUUGCAAGCAAGUUACAUGGUACAGUUUUAUGGCCUGAUUGCGGGAGCCACACAUUUAAUGGUAACAAAUGCCACUACAUGUUGCAUUUAUCUAUUUAACCCCGCCUUUGCCCUGUAUUAGGUAACUCCUUGUUGCUAAGGCUGUUUUUUGAUAUUCUACAAAUACUGCCGGUGCUAAGGCUGCUUAUAGUUUCUGGUAUCAGACAGGUGUUGGUGACUAUUCGACCAAGGGCUAAAAUACUGAAAUAAUAAAAAG
This is a messenger RNA of Emys orbicularis (European pond turtle), 2649 nucleotides long. It is a transcript of the gene GAB3, whose product is annotated as GRB2 associated binding protein 3. The coding region runs from base 379 to 2175 and encodes 598 amino acids. Gene Ontology annotation, biological process: signal transduction. Lineage: Eukaryota; Metazoa; Chordata; Testudines; Emydidae. The record is from RefSeq and is a predicted model, not a curated record. Gene Ontology annotation, cellular component: cytoplasm. Gene Ontology annotation, molecular function: signaling adaptor activity. The transcript has 10 exons.